GAAAAGGCUAAAGAAUAUGCAAACAAUAUUCUUUAUAUGUAUGCUCUCGUCUUUGGAACCACAGACUCCACCAGCUAGGCUCCUGCACUGUCUCAAGAGAAGCUAGCAUUUGUAUCCUCUCUGUAUGCCGGUAGAAGGAGAAGCAAUAUAUACCCCAUCCCAUACUAUAGACAUAACCAUUGUUCAGAACUUCCUAUUAUCACCAUGUGUUCCGAGUCCCACCAACUGCAAGCUAGCAUUUGUAUCUUCUCUGUUUGCCGGUAGAAGGAGAAGCAAUAUAUACCCCAUCCCAUACUAUAGACAUAACCAUUGUUCAGAACUUCGUAUUAUCACCAUGUGUUCCGAGUCCCACCAACUGCAAGCUAGCAUUUGUAUCUUCUCUGUUUGCCGGUAGAAGGAGAAGCAAUAUAUACCCGCACCCAUACUAUAGACAUAACCAUUGUUCAGAACUUCGUAUUAUCACCACCAUGGAUUCCGAGUCCCACCAACUGCACUUUCUCUUGUUUCCUUUCAUGGCCCAAGGCCACAUGAUUCCUAUGAUGGACAUAGCUAGAUUAUUAGCUCAUCAUGGAAUGAUUGUUACAGUAAUCACUACACCACUGAAUGCAAAGCGUUUCACACCAACCCUUUCUCGUGCUGUGGAAUCUGGACUCAGAAUUCAGUUUAUUGAACUCCAAUUUCCUGGAGAAGAAGCAGGAUUACCUAAAGAUUGCGAGAAUCUUGACAUGCUUCCUUCAUUGGGUUCGGCCCUUGAGUUCUUCUUGUCAACCUCCCGGCUUCUGGAGCCAGUCCAAAGAUUGCUUGAAGAGCUAAAGCCAAGGCCUAAUUGCAUAAUUUCUGAUAUGUGUUUGCCAUACACUGCUCAGGUUGCUAAGAAGCUUGGUGUUCCAAGAAUAGCUUUCAACGGCUUUUGUUGCUUUUCUAUGCUAUGCGUGCACUGCGUUUACAGUUCCGGGAUACUUGAGAGUGUAAAAGCUAAGUCCGAAUACUUUGUUAUUCCUGGAUUGCCUCAUCAUAUUGAAUUAACAAAAGAGCAGCUCCCAGAAGCUGCGCUUCCAAACGCGGGUGCGAUUCAUGUGCAAUUGGAAGAAGCUGAAAAGCUGACAUAUGGGAUUCUUAUUAAUUCCUUCGAAGAGUUGGAGGCAGCAUGUGUCCGAGAAUACAAGAAGGUAAAGAGGGAUAAAGUUUGGUGCAUUGGUCCGGUUUCAUUAUACAACAAGAACAGCUUGGAUAAGGUUCAGAGAGGGAAUAAGGCCUCAAUUGAAGAAUCUGAAUGCUUCAAGUGGCUUGAUUCAAAGCAACCAGGGUCUGUAAUAUACGUAUGCUUUGGUAGCCUUUGCAAUUUAUUGACUUCACAACUGAUAGAGCUUGGUCUAGGCUUAGAAGCGUCAAACAGACCUUUCAUUUGGGUUUUAAGAGGAGAGGGAAAGUCAAACGAAAUAGAAGAGUGGAUUGUAGAUGGUGGUUUUGAGGAAAGGACCAAAGAGAGAGGUCUUAUAAUUGGAGGUUGGGCACCACAAGUAUUAAUACUGUCACACCCUGCAAUUGGGGGGUUCUUAACACAUUGUGGAUGGAACUCAACGCUAGAAGGGAUAUGUGCUGGUACACCGAUGGUUACAUGGCCACUUUUUGCAGAUCAGUUCUGCAAUGAGAGGCUAGUUGUGGACGUGCUGAAGACUGGUGUAAAGGUUGGGACAGAGGUUACUGUGAGAUGGGGAAAGGAAGAGCUGGUUGGAGUUUUGGUGAAAAGGGAAGCUGUUGCAAGGGCUAUAGAAAGGUUGAUGGAUGAAGGAGAGGUGGCUGAGGAAAGAAGAAAAAGAGCGAAAGAGUUUAGCAUCAUGGCAAAAAAUUCAAUGGAGGAAGAUGGGUCUUCUUAUCUCAAUAUGGAACUACUAAUACAAGAUAUCCUGCAACAGAAAUGUUGAGUAAUAUCAGCAUAAUUGUUGCUCUUCGUUGGUUAAAGAAGAAUAAUUUGUUGCUUACCAACUUAAUUAGUCCUUGAUCGUCUCUAAGUUUUCUGGAACUACGAGUUCUUUAAUAAAGAUUGUACCCUUUCAUA
Hevea brasiliensis (rubber tree) is the source of this 2059-nucleotide messenger RNA. Its product is annotated as UDP-glycosyltransferase 73C1. Bases 468 to 1925 code for a protein of 485 amino acids. The record is from RefSeq and is a predicted model, not a curated record. Lineage: Eukaryota; Viridiplantae; Streptophyta; Magnoliopsida; Malpighiales; Euphorbiaceae. The transcript has a single exon. Gene Ontology annotation, molecular function: UDP-glycosyltransferase activity.